Molecule: messenger RNA, 744 nt
Organism: Vicia villosa (hairy vetch)
Lineage: Eukaryota; Viridiplantae; Streptophyta; Magnoliopsida; Fabales; Fabaceae
Exons: 1
Coding region: 1-744 (247 amino acids)
Molecular function (GO): nucleic acid binding; RNA-DNA hybrid ribonuclease activity
Source: RefSeq, a predicted model, not a curated record
AUGGAGGAUACUUUGCAUGUUCUGUUUGGAUGUGAUGUUACUAACCGGUGUUGGAGAAUAGCCGGCCUUUCGAACGUUAUUGAUCCUCGGAUAGCUACUUUUGAUGAUGCUUCAUCUUUGAUUCUAGAUAUAUUUAGCCAAGAGGAUAGUAUGACGGCGGGGAGGGUUGCGGUAAUGAUCGAGGUGCUAUGGAGAAAUAUGAAUAAUAUGAUUUGGAAUAAUGAGAGUGAGAAUUAUUCCAAACUUGGGUUGCAUGCUUUAGCUAGUUGGCAGGAAUGGCACAUGGCUCAAGAGAGUGAUCAUCGGGUUCAUGUUCAGGUGACUAAUACAUCUUGGAUACCACCUCCGAUCGGAAUGGUUAAAUGUAAUGUGGAUACGGGUUUUAACACUAUCCGUGGGACCUCGAAUCGGGGCUGGUGUGUGAGGAAUAGUCUGGGCUCGUUUGUGAUUGCAGGUGCGGCGUGGGACUUUGGUAUCUCUCCAAUUCUUGAUAUGGAAGCUUCGGUGCUCAAGGAGGCUAUGCUUAGUGCUAUUGAUUUGGGAUUGGAUCAUGUUAUCUUCGAGAGUGAUUCCCAAAACGUGACUAAUGUUAUCCGUUCCAACCACAAUGGUAUUUCUGAGUUUAGUUUCAUUAUCUCUUCUAUUAAGUCUUUGUUGCUCUCUUUUCCUAACUUUAAGGUAAAGUUUGUAAUACGUCAAGCGCAUUCGGUUGCUCAUACGUUAGCAAAAGCGGCCGAUUCUUGA